Macadamia integrifolia is the source of this 510-nucleotide messenger RNA. RefSeq names its product protein FAR1-RELATED SEQUENCE 5-like. The transcript is spliced from 2 exons. The record is from RefSeq and is a predicted model, not a curated record. Gene Ontology annotation, biological process: regulation of DNA-templated transcription. NCBI's taxonomy places the organism in Eukaryota, Viridiplantae, Streptophyta, Magnoliopsida, Proteales, Proteaceae. Bases 1 to 510 code for a protein of 169 amino acids.
AUGGCGAUAUACUUGAUGGAAAAUGGAAAAUAUGAAUGUCGUGCUUUUAUGGAAGAACAUAAUUACCCUCUUCAUAUAUCUGGUACUACACAUUUUAUGCAUUUCCAGAGGAAGAUUUUAGAGAUACAUUCAUAUGAAAUCGAUUUAGCAGAUGAUUCAAGGAUCAACCCUAAGGCCGCAUUUGAGUUAAUAGGGAGUUUAUUGAAAUAUUUUGAAAAUCAGAGUAUGAACAAUCCUUUGUUUACAUACUCAAUGCAGUUGGAUAGUGAUGAACAAAUCACAAAUAUUUUUUGGGCUGAUCCUAAAAUGAGAAUUGACUAUGCACAGUUUGGUGAUGUUGUUAGUUUCGAUACCACAUUUUGUACUAACAAAGAGUAUAGGUCAUUUGGGAUAUUUGAUGGUUUUAAUCAUCAUAGAGGGCUUAUUAUAUUUGGGGCUGCACUUUUGUAUGAUGAAACAGUUGAAUCUUUUAGUUGGUUAUUUGAGGCAUUUGCCGAAGCUAAUGGAUAG